AUGACGACGACGACGAUGCGCGCGACGACCGCGCGCGUGGGGAUGGUGCGAUCGGCCACGCGCGGACUCGGCGGUGGAGACCGACGUCGAGGACGCGAUGGGACGACCGCGCGGAGCGAACCGAAGAAACUGUGGGGCGGACGAUUCAGCGAGCGGCAAGAUCCGCGCAUGGAGAAGUUUAAUGAAUCGCUCUCGUUCGACCGGAAGAUGUGGCGGGAGGACGUGGAGGGGUCGAUCGGGUACGUCGGGGCGCUCGCGCGGGCGGGCGUGGUGACGGCGAGCGAGCGGGACGCCGUCGUGAAGGGAUUGAAGGCGGUUGGGGAGGAGUGGGCGGCCGGGACGUUUGAACCGAAGGAUGGUGAUGAAGAUAUACACACGGCGAACGAGCGUCGGUUGACGGAGCUCAUCGGGGACGUCGCGGGGAAGUUGCACACGGGACGGUCGAGGAACGACCAAGUGGCGACGGAUACGCGGAUGUGGCUUCGAGCGCAGCUCGUAGAGCUCCGAGGACACUUGCGAACGCUCAUCGAGAUCGCGGUUGAUCGCGCCGAGCGUGAGGUGGACGUGGUCAUGCCUGGAUUCACGCACUUGCAGAGCGCGCAAACCGUGCGGUGGUCGCACUGGCUCUUGUCGCACGCGGCGGCGUGGCAGCGGGACGACCAGCGUCUCGGAGAUUUGAUCAAGCGCGUGAACGUCAUGCCCUUGGGCUCGGGGGCACUCGCGGGGAAUCCGUUCGGGAUCGAUCGUCAGCAGUUGGCGCGAGAUUUGGGUUUCGACGACGUCUGUCCAAACUCCAUGGAUGCCGUGAGCGAUCGAGACUACAUCGCCGAGACGAGCUUCUGGGCCUCCAUGACGGCCACGCACCUCUCUAGAUGGAGCGAGGACUUAAUCGUGUACUGCUCGCAGCAGUUCGGUAUGGUGAAAUGCUCUGAUGCGUACUCCACCGGGUCGUCGCUCAUGCCGCAGAAGAAGAACCCAGACGCGCUCGAGCUUUUGCGCGGGAAGAGCGGGACGCAAAUUGGUUCCCUCAUGGCCGUGCUGGCCACCAUCAAGGGUACGCCCACGACUUACAACAAGGAUCUUCAAGAGGUCUGGCACUCGAUGUACUACACCGUGGACAACAUGAGCGACUCGCUGCAGAUUGCCGCCGGGUGCCUGGCGACGCUUAAGAUUUUUCCCGACGCCAUGGAGUCCGGUUUGUGUGCCGAGAUGCUCGCGACGGACCUCGCCGAGUACCUCGUUCGCAAAGGUGUGCCGUUCCGCGAGACCCACCACAUCUCCGGCGCCGCCGUCAAGCUCAGCGAAGAGCGUGGCGUGCCGCUCUCCACGCUCACUCUCGAGGACCUCAAGCCCCUCUGCCCGGCUUUCGAACCCGACGUCGCCGAGGUCUGGUCCUACGAAAAGUCUGCCGAAUCCAGAGACACCGAGGGCGGUACCUCUCGCAGAAGCGUUCUCGAGCAGUGUCAAAAGCUUCGCGCCUACCUCGCCUCGAAUUAA
Molecule: messenger RNA, 1497 nt
Organism: Ostreococcus tauri
Lineage: Eukaryota; Viridiplantae; Chlorophyta; Mamiellophyceae; Mamiellales; Bathycoccaceae
Product: Fumarate lyase, conserved site
Exons: 1
Coding region: 1-1497 (498 amino acids)
Cellular component (GO): cytosol
Molecular function (GO): argininosuccinate lyase activity
Source: RefSeq, a predicted model, not a curated record